AUGGUGCUCGAGGCUACGCUGAUCUGUAUUGACAAUUCAGAAUGGAUGCGUAACGGAGAUUACGCUCCUUCUCGAUUUCAAGCCCAAGCAGACGCUGUCAAUCUUAUUUGCGGUGCUAAAACCCAGUCUAAUCCAGAAAAUACGGUGGGAGUUCUGACGAUGGCAGGGAAGGGCGUUCGUGUCUUGGUCACCCCUACCAGUGAUUUGGGCAAGAUCUUAGCUUGCAUGCACGGACUAGAAAUAGGUGGUGAGAUGAACCUAGCUGCUGGUAUUCAGGUGGCACAAUUGGCUCUUAAGCAUAGGCAGAACAAGAAGCAGCAGCAAAGGAUUAUUGUCUUUGCUGGAAGUCCUGUUAAGCAUGAGAAGAAAAUGUUGGAGAUGAUUGGUAGAAAAUUGAAAAAGAAUAGUGUAGCACUUGACAUUGUCAAUUUUGGCGAUGAAGAAGAUGAAGGAAAGAAUGAGAAGUUGGAAGCGCUCCUUUCAGCUGUCAACAAUAAUGAUACUAGCCACAUUGUUCAUGUUCCAUCUGGUCCGAAUGCUCUUUCUGAUGUACUAAUAAGUACUCCUAUUUUUACUGGUGAUGGUGAAGGUGGAAGUGGUUUUGCAGCAGCAGCUGCUACUGCAGCAGGUGGUGUAUCUGGAUUUGAAUUUGGGGUUGAUCCAAACUUGGACCCUGAGCUGGCUCUUGCUCUAAGAGUUUCAAUGGAAGAAGAGAGAGCCAGACAGGAAGCAGCUGCCAAAAAGGCAGCAGAGGAUGCUUCCAAACAGGAGAAAGGUGGUGAACAGAAGGAUAGCACACAGGAUACAACAAUGACUGAGGGUGCCAAUGCAUCAGCUUCUGAAGCUGAGACUAAGAAAACUGAUUUGACAGACGAUGAGAAUGAUCUACUACAGCAGGCUUGUCGCCGCCUCCCUGAAAACGGGGGCGCGGUCGGAGCGACGUGA
Molecule: messenger RNA, 945 nt
Organism: Sphenostylis stenocarpa
Lineage: Eukaryota; Viridiplantae; Streptophyta; Magnoliopsida; Fabales; Fabaceae
Source: the annotation of a GenBank genome assembly